CCCGGCUCAGACCGAGGCUCACUCGGCCGGGGAGAGGGUGGCAGGAGCAGUGGACCGAGGGGUAGGGGUUGGGGUGCAGGGAGGGCCUCGGGUCUUGGGCUGGGGGUGCAGGGCUGGGAGGAGGGCGGGGGCGCCAGGCGGCUCCGGGGAGCCCAGGGACAUGGCACUGCCCGACGAUGAGGAGGGGACAACGGUGGCGAACGGGCACCCGCCCGCGAACGGAUACCUCCCGGUCCCGGGGGACGCGCCCGCUGGAAAGGUGAGCGCGGAGACGCAGAACGGGCCCAAAGCCGGCUGCCUGGCCCUGAAUGGGGUCUCUCGGGACAGCCCCAAGGCCGCCUCGGGAGCCCUGGACGGGCCGAAGACUCCGCUGGCCCCGGAGGAGGAGACCCAGGCCCGGCUGCUGCCCAAGGACCCCGGCGAGGAGACGCCGGCGGUCGAGGGCACCCUGGUGCCCCGGACGGCGCUCUCCGCGCGGCGCUUUUUGGUGCUACUGAUCUUCAGCCUGUACUCGCUGGUGAACGCGUUUCAGUGGAUCCAGUACAGCAUCAUCAGCAACGUUUUCGAGAGCUUCUACAACGUCUCCUCGCUGCACAUUGACUGGCUGUCCAUGGUGUACAUGCUGGCCUACGUGCCCCUCAUCUUCCCGGCCACCUGGCUGCUGGAUACCAGAGGCCUGCGGCUCACCGCCCUGCUGGGCUCCGGCCUCAACUGCCUGGGCGCCUGGAUCAAGUGCGGCAGCGUGCAGCAGCAUCUCUUCUGGGUCACCAUGUUGGGCCAGUGCCUGUGCUCUGUGGCCCAGGUGUUCAUCCUCGGCUUGCCCUCCCACAUCGCUUCAGUGUGGUUUGGGCCCAAGGAGGUGUCCACAGCUUGCGCCACCGCCGUGCUAGGUAAUCAGCUUGGAACUGCAGUUGGCUUUUUGCUGCCACCAGUUUUAGUGCCGAACACACAGAAUAACACACAACUGCUGGCUUGUAAUAUCAGUACCAUGUUUUAUGGAACUUCAGCUGUCGCCACACUUUUAUUUAUUUUAACGGUAAUUGGCCACUCCAGCAAAGCACUGCUGCCACCACUCGUCCCCGAGUCCUCUCGUCCGGGCCUGUCUCUUGAAGCAGUCAGUCAAAAUCAGCUGCAAGCAGCCAUCAUCAGUUUGGAAGAAGCAUUCAAAGAAAAACCUCAGUAUCCACCAAGCCAGGCUCAAGCAGUUCUCCAAGACAGUCCGCCUGGAGAGUAUUCCUAUGUGAAAUCAAUAAGGAACCUAUUUAAAAAUAUUCCUUUUGUCCUUCUAUUGAUCACUUAUGGUAUCAUGACUGGAGCAUUUUAUUCUGUCUCAACAUUAUUAAAUCAAAUUAUACUGACAUACUAUGAGGGAGAAGAAGUGAAUGCUGGAAGGAUUGGGCUAACACUAGUAUUAGCUGGAAUGGUGGGCUCUAUUCUUUGUGGUUUAUGGCUGGAUUAUACCAAAACAUACAAACAUACUACUUUGACAGUUUACAUUUUGUCUUUUGUUGGAAUGGUUAUAUUUACUUUCACACUAAACCUUGGACACAUUAUCAUCGUGUUUGUCACUGGAGGGUUGCUUGGUUUCUUCAUGACUGGUUACCUCCCCUUGGGUUUUGAAUUUGCUGUUGAAAUCACUUACCCUGAGUCUGAAGGUACUUCAUCUGGUCUUCUUAAUGCUGCUGCACAGAUAUUUGGAAUUUUAUUCACGUUGGCGCAAGGAAAGCUCACAUCAGACUAUGGUCCUAGGACAGGGAACGUUUUCCUCUGUGUUUGGAUGUUUCUAGGCAUCACUUUAACAGCAUUAAUCAAGUCCGAUCUGAAAAGACACAAUAUAAAUAAAGGAAUUACAAAUGGCGAUAUUAAAGCUGUACCAGUUGAUAGCCCCACAGAUGAAGAAUCAAAAACUAUUCUGAUGUCCAAGCAAUCAGAAUCAGCAAUUUGAGGUGAAAGGAAAAGUUAAUAUCAUGUGAUAAUUGAGUAAUAAAGCUUAGUUUAUAGGUUGUGGGUAAUGGACACUUACUUGAAAAUUAUUGUAUGACUCCUGUAUGCAGGUACUGUUCUUACUUGUUAAUUUAAGCAAUAUUUUGCUUAAAAUACUUUUGUUUACAUCAUUUUAACACUACCAUUUAUCUAAUGAGUGUCCCAUCUUAUAUUAUUGACCUAAAAGUAAGCUUCUUGACAUUUGGUUUUCAAAAGUAAAUGUUCUUUUUGUAGAAAAUGGAAGCUUAGAAGGCUUUCUAAAAUGAUAAUAUGGAGGUCCAAUCCCUUCAAGUCACAUAGGAGUACAUGCAAUUUGUUUAUAUAAAACUAUCCAGUGGAACCAAGUGUACAAUGUAUUCCUAAUUAUCUCCCUUUCCAUUGUUCAGACCAGCUGUCCAAGCCCCCUAAGUGUGAAUACAGUCUACGAAUAUGACACUUCUAACCCACCAAAUGACACUAUUGGGAUGAGACUUCCAUAUGACCUCUUAAGAUUUUUCCCAUUUCUUACAUUCUUGUUAGAAAAUGCUUUGUAACAGGUACUGUCAGUGGCCAUAAAAACUUUCCGGUGUGCAGACGGAACCCAUAACUUUGGUCUUAGGCAUAUGUUCUCAUUAAGCGAAGUAGCCCAGACACAGACUCAUUACCUUGAGUUCUUCUUUGUGCUGCCUUCCCAUUCAUCAUAAGAAUGCUAACACUAUAUUUUUCACUCCAACUUGAUAUAGAGUAGUUUUGUAUCCACUACCUUUUUUUACUCUUUUUUUUCUUCAAUAUAUAACUUUCUAGUAAGAAAAUGUCAUCCUAUGUGUUACUGGCUUUUUCAUGAUUUUUUUGUAUCACACCUUAUACUUUUGCCUUGAGGAUUCCUGAGAUAAGGAAAUCUGUAAUAACUUCAGGUAGCCUAGGUAUUCCCAUUUAGUGGAGACCUCUUGAGAUGCUGUCUGUUCUAAUUCAGCAAAUCAUUCUUUAUGGAGUCUGUAUCAUUCUUUGAGGAGUCCUUUGCCCAGGUCUGCGCCCCCUCCACGUGUUGGGGGAGUGGGCUUUUUGCUUCACCACAGAAUGUGCAUAGGCUCCGAACUGCCGGGACAGUCUGCUCUUCUACACGCUCAGGGUAAGGAGAAUAGGACCAAAUGCAUUUCCACAGUGCCUACCACUGUGUUUUGUUUACAGUGAGAAUCUCAGUGUUGUUCAUGUCCUGGCUCUCUAAGCGGAUAGGGAAUAUCUUUAGAGUAAUGGCAUUUAAACAGCCGUAAUAUUUAUAUUAUGUCCACAUAAACACAAAAAAGCCAAUCAGGUAUUCCCUUGAAUAUACUUGAAGUGAAUUAGCAAUUCUGAUUUGGGUGUAUUAUAUGCAUCGCUUUAUACUGAAAUGAUAACAUUGUCUGUAACCAAACGACAGUAAAUUAUGUGGAAUCUUACCCUGGAGAAUGUGUUAUCAGAAGAACUUAGCUGGAAAUCAGGAACUUCAGGUCUAUGUCCUGGUUCUGUUUCUAGCUUCCCUGUAAAUCAGGCAGCACUUUCCUCAUCCGUAUAAGGAAUGUGUAAAAUUUGAUCUCAGAGAUCUUUUUUGAAUUUUAAAUGCACUCAUCGGGGGAUAGACCAAAUCAUUGUACCACAGGAACUUAAAUCUAGCUGGAGAAAAAUUACCUGGACAGUUGAAUAAACAACUGUGGUUAUUACCUUGUAGAUACAGGGAACUUAAAAUCUGUUUUUAGAACACCCCUGGUGGCGCAGUGUUUAAGAAUCUGCCUGCCAAGGCAGGGGACACGGGUUCAAGCCCUGGUCCGGGAAGAUCCCACAUCCUGCAGAGCAUCUAAGCCCGUGCGCCACAACUACUGAGCCUCUGCUCUAGAGCCCGCAAGCUGCAACUACUGAGCCCGCGAGCCACAACUACUGAAACCCAUGCACCUAGAGCCUGUGUCUGCAACAAGAGAAGCCACCACAAUGAGAAGCCUGUGCACCACAAUGCAGAGUAGCCCCCGCUCACCACAACUAGAGAAAGCCCUCACACAGCAACGAAGACCUAACGCAGCCAAAAAUAAAUUAAUUUUAAAAAAUGCAUGACAAAAUUUUUAAAAAAUAAAAUCAAAUCUGCUUUUAUCCUUUUUGUUCAGUUGGUGAUAGCUCAGGCAGAAUAUGCUGAAUCAUUAACUUCCUUAGAUAUUUACAUCACAGAUUUUAUGGCCAAAAAUAUAUUUUAACGUCCCUCCUCUAAAUAAUUGUUUUUACUUUUAAACUGUCAAUGUUAUUUCAAAUAAUCAUGUACUUGUCAAGUUCCUGAGGUUUGAACAAAUUACAGAUAAAAGUUGGAAUAUUUUAUUUCUGAAAAGCAUAUAUACAUAUAUGUCAUGUGUAUUUUUCCUUGUUGAUUAGAAAAAGAAUGAAAUAUGAUAUGACAAAACAAAAUGAAUUGAUAAUUUUUCUGUAUUUUGAAUUAAAUUUGUCUGUAAUAUAUCAAACAAGAAUGUCAUGUAAUUCUAUGUCAUAUCUUUGGAAUAUGGAGUUGGUGACUAUCACUUGUGUAAAUUUUAAUCAAGUGAUUUUAGAAAGAAACUGGAUGCUUUCAGAAGCUCUUGUAUUUAUAAAUGUUGCAAAUAUAGCUUUUGCCUUUUGUGAAUGUUGGAGAAAUGUCUUUAAAAAUGUGUUUUAAAAAUAUGUGUAAACAUAGAGUAUUGCCAGAAGAAUUCCUGUCUGUCUUAAGUCAUUUUUCAUGUUCUAAUUUUUGCCCUUUGUACUAUUUAGCUGUAUGCUUGUUCUUCAGUUAUUUCAGACUUGAGAUAAAUUUA
Messenger RNA from Balaenoptera acutorostrata (minke whale), 4766 nucleotides. RefSeq names its product FLVCR heme transporter 1 (gene FLVCR1). Gene Ontology annotation, molecular function: heme binding; heme transmembrane transporter activity. The coding region runs from base 161 to 1945 and encodes 594 amino acids. The transcript is spliced from 11 exons. Gene Ontology annotation, biological process: transmembrane transport; heme export; erythrocyte differentiation. Gene Ontology annotation, cellular component: membrane; mitochondrion. The record is from RefSeq and is a predicted model, not a curated record. Lineage: Eukaryota; Metazoa; Chordata; Mammalia; Artiodactyla; Balaenopteridae.